AGAGAGAGAGAGAGAGAGAGAGAUCUACGACCUGACCAAGGCCCCUCCCAACCUCUUCAACAUCAUGCUCAAGGCCUACGAGAGGGGGUCCCUCAUGGGCUGCUCGCUGGAGCCCGACCCCAACGAAGUGGAGGCCCGCUGCACCAACGGCCUCGUGCGCGGCCACGCCUACUCCCUCACCCGCAUCCAGACCUCUUAUAAUUCCCUCUCACUCUUCUUAGAAUUCCCUCUCCUCCUGUUUAUUCUCCUCUUUAAUUCUCUCUCCUGUUUAUUCUCCUGUUUAUUCUCCUCUCUAAUUCUCUUAUCUUCCCCCCCAGCCCGACCCCAACGAAGUGGAGGCCCGCUGCACCAACGGCCUCGUGCGCGGCCACGCCUACUCCCUCACCCGCAUCCAGACCUCUUAGAAUUCCCUCUCACUCUUCUUAGAAUUCCCUCUCCUCCUGUUUAUUCUCCUCUUUAAUUCUCUCUCCUGUUU
Molecule: messenger RNA, 475 nt
Organism: Penaeus monodon (black tiger shrimp)
Lineage: Eukaryota; Metazoa; Arthropoda; Malacostraca; Decapoda; Penaeidae
Exons: 2
Coding region: 65-460 (131 amino acids)
Biological process (GO): proteolysis
Molecular function (GO): calcium-dependent cysteine-type endopeptidase activity
Source: RefSeq, a predicted model, not a curated record